Oryza sativa Japonica Group (Japanese rice) is the source of this 2345-nucleotide messenger RNA. RefSeq names its product protein spotted leaf 11. NCBI's taxonomy places the organism in Eukaryota, Viridiplantae, Streptophyta, Magnoliopsida, Poales, Poaceae. The record is from RefSeq and is a predicted model, not a curated record. Gene Ontology annotation, biological process: cell surface receptor signaling pathway; protein ubiquitination. Gene Ontology annotation, molecular function: protein binding; ubiquitin-protein transferase activity.
CGCCUCGCGCUCGCCAUGGCCGGCGACCGAGCGGAGGAGGAGGAGGGGGAGGCGCCGCCUCCGGAGGCGCGUGCCGCGGCGGCGGUGGAGAGGGUGCGGCGGAUUCGGCUGCUGGGGCCCUUCGUGGAGGAGCUCCGGGAGCGGAGGCGGGGGGAGGGGGAGGGGGAGGAGGAGGAGCGGGCGCUGGCGCCGCUCGCCGACGCGCUCGAGGCGGCGCUCGCGCUGCUCCGGCUCGGCCGCGAGGGGAGCAGGAUCUCCUUGGUUCUUGAGAGGGACAGCGUAAUGAAAAAGUUUCAGGGAGUAAUUUUGCAGCUGGAACAAGCUCUGUGCGACAUUCCGUACAAUGAAUUGGAUAUAUCAGAUGAAGUUAGAGAGCAGGUUGAGUUAGUGCACGCACAGCUCAAAAGAGCAAAAGAACGGAUUGAUAUGCCUGACGAUGAAUUCUACAAUGAUCUACUAUCUGUAUAUGACAAGAACUAUGACCCAAGUGCAGAACUGGCUAUUCUUGGAAGAUUGUCAGAAAAGCUACACUUGAUGACAAUCACCGAUCUCACGCAAGAAUCACUCGCCUUACAUGAGAUGGUCGCAUCCGGCGGUGGUCAGGACCCAGGAGAACACAUUGAGAGAAUGUCAAUGCUACUGAAGAAGAUUAAGGAUUUUGUGCAAACACAGAACCCUGACAUGGGGCCUCCUAUGGCUUCCAGGGUAUUGGAUUCAAAUGGGGAUUCAAGGCCUAUAACCAUUCCUGACGAGUUCCGAUGUCCAAUUUCUCUUGAGCUGAUGAAGGAUCCUGUUAUAGUGUCUACAGGGCAGACAUAUGAGCGGGCAUGCAUUGAGAAAUGGAUAGCAUCAGGCCAUCAUACCUGCCCAACCACGCAACAGAAGAUGUCAACCUCAGCAUUGACGCCAAACUAUGUCCUUAGAAGUCUCAUUUCCCAGUGGUGUGAAACCAAUGGGAUGGAGCCACCAAAGCGCUCAACCCAGCCUAACAAGCCUACGCCUGCAUGCUCUUCGAGUGAACGUGCUAACAUCGAUGCUCUGCUAUCUAAGUUAUGCUCUCCAGACACUGAGGAGCAGAGAUCAGCUGCUGCAGAGCUUCGCCUCCUUGCAAAGCGGAAUGCAAACAACCGGAUUUGCAUUGCUGAGGCAGGUGCCAUUCCCUUGCUAUUGAGUCUGCUGUCCUCAUCUGACCUACGGACUCAAGAACAUGCAGUUACUGCCCUUCUGAACCUCUCCAUACAUGAGGACAAUAAGGCAAGCAUCAUAUCAUCUGGUGCUGUCCCAAGCAUAGUCCAUGUUCUGAAGAAUGGCAGCAUGGAGGCACGGGAGAAUGCUGCGGCCACACUUUUUAGUCUCUCAGUGAUUGAUGAAUAUAAAGUGACAAUUGGAGGGAUGGGGGCUAUCCCUGCGCUUGUAGUGCUGUUAGGCGAGGGUAGCCAGCGGGGGAAGAAGGAUGCAGCAGCAGCUCUCUUCAACUUGUGUAUAUACCAAGGGAACAAGGGACGAGCGAUUCGAGCUGGCCUUGUGCCACUCAUCAUGGGGCUGGUGACCAACCCCACAGGAGCGCUCAUGGAUGAGGCUAUGGCAAUACUCUCCAUACUAUCCAGCCACCCUGAGGGCAAGGCAGCGAUUGGGGCGGCAGAGCCUGUCCCUGUGCUUGUGGAGAUGAUCGGAAGCGGAACCCCGAGAAAUCGAGAGAAUGCUGCGGCUGUCAUGCUACAUCUGUGCAGUGGAGAGCACCAUCUUGUGCAUUUAGCUCGUGCGCAGGAGUGCGGGAUCAUGGUCCCGUUGCGGGAGCUGGCUUUGAACGGCACCGAUAGGGGGAAGAGGAAGGCUGUGCAGCUGCUCGAGCGGAUGAGCAGAUUCCUAGUCCAGCAACAAGAGGAACAGGAGUCCCAGUCGCAAGCCUCCGCGCAGGUCCCUCCUCAGGCCACCCCUGAGCAGGUCCCGGAAAAUGACAUCCCUGAACAAUUGGACAGCCCAGCGUCUCAAUACCCUAUGGUUGUAUGAACUCGAUGAUGAGCGAGUCAUCGUCGCAAUCCUAUCAAAUGUCGGAUUGAGUAGCAUCCUGGUCACUUUGCAUUCUGCUCAUGAUUCAUGGCAUGCCGACCAAUUGAGGUUUUUCCACAAGCUUGAACUAUAAGGUUUCCAUGCUUGUGUGCUGAAACUCCCAGGUUGUGAGAAUUUGUUUAGGCAGCCCAGGAUGUUGAGAUAGAUGUGUACAGUUUCUUAAACAUGCAGCUGCUAUAUGUAGACAACAUAAUGCAAGGUUUUCCCAUGUAUAUCCUGAAGACUGUAAUACCAUAUGUAAAAGAGAAGUUUCAAAUGCGGAUUUGAGCAGUAAA